AUUCUUCGUUGAAAUCUUAGAUCUUUGAAUUUCAAUUUUACUUUCGAUUAGAUUCGGAUUUUUUCUCUUCUUCAUAUUUUGCAUCGUGAAAACUAUACGUCUCAUGUUACAUAUACGGAUUGUUUUACAGGCUCCCUCGGACUUCGUCGAAAAUUAUUGGACAUAGAAUGCUAUUAAUGCUGCGUGCACACAAUUCGUUUUUUUUCCUUUUCUUUUAAAAGACACGAUGAAGACACGGUAAUUCUCUUAUUCAGCAACAAGACGCCAUUAGUAGCAAGGUCGUCAUAACGGUAUACAUUUCUGUAGAAUCCAUUAACGCCAGAGAGAUCGAAAUAAUCGUUCGCUUUGGGAUCGCCGUUUUGAUACCCGAGCUUACAGCCGUACUCAAUUUAGACCGUUUCUCCAUAAACAGGAAGUGGCGAAAAUGCAAAUACUGCAUUUUUUCGGCUGACAUGCGGCUGCGGUCUCACGUCGCGGAGGAUAUGACACGUCCAGAUAAAUUUUUCCCUUAUCUUGAAGAAAAAAGAAGAGGAAAAAAAACGGGAGGGGGAAAGGAGUGAAACAAACAGCGCUAACUUUUACCGUAAUCUCUGGCAAUCAAUGCCGCCUUCUUUGUCCGUCGCGCCGCGCCGCCGGUUCGAGUAUUCCGCGAGGUAGAAAACCAGUUCUCGAGUUAGUGCUUUUGCUUAGGCUUGAACGCGCGCGCGCGCGAGUACGUCGUGUGGUUGCGACGGCGCCGCGCCGCGUCAUGGGGAUCUGUGCUCGCGAAAAGCAAUGCAAGUACGAACAUGGAAAACAUUAUGCUAAUAAUCGCGCCGUCGUAGAAGGCUACGAAGGUAGUGAAAGGUAUGCCGCGUUGUCGAAGAAAAAAAAAAGCAAUGCGAGAGAAGCGCGAGAAUACCCCUCCGCGCGGCGGCGUCGCGGCGUCGUCGAUUCGAUCGUAUACGUAUGUACAAGAUCGGAAAAACGCUGGCUGCUUGAAAAUUAAACGUUUGCUGUUUCAUCUCUAGAGUUCCUAUUUGCUCAAACGGGAAGAGAAACAACUAUUCUCUUAUCUUUUAUUUUUCGCAAUCGAUAUAUGUACUACGUUCUUUCGUUUGCUUUCCAAUGUAAAUUAAAAACAAAUGAAGAGAAUGAUAUCCCAACGAUGAAUAUCGAUAUAGCUUGAAAAACAGUUACAUUAAUAUCUGCGAGCGGUGGGCGUAAAACUAAUUCUGCCGAAUUAAGUUCUUUGAACUUUUCGGUCAAGGAGUGGGUCCUCGCUCUGUCCUGUCUUGGGUUCCUUGGACUUAAGUUCCGUAUAAUAAUAACUACAUGCGCGCAGGUAGUCUUCGAGGACGGGCGAAGAAGGACGAAGAAGAAGAAGAAGAAGAAGAUAGUGAUAAUGAUGUAGAGGAAGAAAGGAGGAGUACUGCGGGAUAAAAAUAGCACGGUACCGUCGCAAAAUAAAAACUAAUGAUGCGAACUUGCAGAAUGACGAUCCCAAGAGCCAGACCCGCCGAGCAAGGGGGUGGGGGGAGAAGCAGAAGGAGAAGCACCAGAAGGAGCAUGCACAGAAGCGGAGGAAAAAGGUCUAAAAGAAAGGACAGGAUUCGCCUUUGGAGGAGAAAGAAGAGCGACUGAAUUCUGUAUCUUUCUAGCUUAAUGUACACGGUAUUUUGACAAAAUACCAUUGACGAUGGUGUUGGAGAGUUAAUAGAAGUAAAUACAAUAAAUUUUCGCAAUACUACUAUGCCAAAAUAGAAAACGCAAUCUUAAAAUCUUCCAAUUCUUGCUUUCUCACAAUAUUUCACCCUUCAAUUAUCAAUUAUUAAUUAAAAUAAUGUAAUAAUUGUAAUGUACCCUAACAACACAAGAUAUCGUAUGAAUAUUCUAGAAUAUUCCAGAUAUCGUACGAACAUUCGCACAAUAUCGUGACAUCGUGCGUACAUUUGUAAAAUAUCACAAUAUUCGUUCGAUAUCUUGUGCUGUUAGGGUAAUCUAAUUUUUACAUUUAUAACGAUUACUGCAUACGAUCAUUUCUUCUUAUUCUUCGCGUCUCAUCACAGUAGAGUUAGGAUUUCAAUUGAGAAACCGUCGCAAUGUAUCCUUUUGGAUCCUUGAAAGUCCUUGAAGAGGUAAACACGAUGGAUAUUCUCGAGAUCAUAUUUGCAAAGUGUAUACAAGAUGUUUGCGGUACCUAAGUCGUCUUUGGGAAUCGCGUCGUGCCGCGCCGCGCCGCGCCAUCGGUAACCCGCGAUGGUGGGAGCCGAGCAAGCGGUGGUUGUGCAUGCGAAGAAAUCUCCCACCCUCUCGGUGAUCGUGCGCUGGAUCACGCUACUCGACCUGUCUCCACCUUGUAGUCUCGCCGCGGUGUACCAAGAGCACCUCCGUGUGGUAGCUCAGUUAAAAGUCGGUAUUGCCAACCAGUCGGUCAGCGAGCCGGUCAGCCAGCCAGCCAGCUAGCCAACUCGAAGAAAACAAUCCUUACGUGCAUACCGUAACGUGCACACCGUGGUGCACACCGGUCUUAUAAUGGCGCGACGCGGUGACCGUUUUGGUACGAUAAAAGUUGAGGGCAACCUUCGGGUGUUCCUGCGCCGGUUCGAGAAGAGCUGAGAAAAAAAGAAGAGGGAGAGGAACGGGUUCUCCGGUGCCAGUGUGCAGUCUAGUCCAAGACACAGGAUGAUAGCGAACGUCCGAUGAGUAUCCUGCUUCCCGUUGCCCUCCUGCCAGAGCGAGAGAGAGAGUGAGGAGAGCGAAAGAAAGAGAAUAGUUCUCCGCGGGUGACUGAGCUUCGCCACCUCCAACCUUCCUCCACCACCACCAUCAUCACCACCACCACUACUAGCAGCGGUGAAGACGAAGAAGAGAUGUCGAAACAAGAGGAAAUGUCUACCAGUCGAGAAUCGCACGAGACCUGCACCGCGGUAGAAAAAAACAUGUCGACGAGGAAGAAGACGAGGAAGACGAAAAUGAUCCCGCCGGAUGGCGGGUGGGGCUGGGUGGUCCUCUUCUCCGCCCUCCUCGUCAAUUUCCUCAUCCCCGGCACCGUCAAGUCCUUCGGCGUACUUUUCGUCGAGUUUCUGCACGUUUUCAAGGCAUCCUCCACGGCGGCUUCUUGGAUGCCGGCGUUAUGCUAUUUCCUGUACAGCUCGUUAGGUCCUUUGUCUAGUAUCCUGUCGACCAAGUACUCGUAUAAAACGGUGACUCUCAUCGGCGGUACCUUUGCGGCCAGUGGAAUGAUGCUAAGCUACUUCGCCAAUUCAGUUACUUACCUUUACGUCAGUUACGGUCUUAUGGUCGGGAUUGGUGCUGGAUUAUCAUUUCCACCUACGGUUUACAUCGUUACCCAAUACUUCGUGAAGCUACGAGGGGUGGCGAACGGUCUGUGCAUUUCCGGUAGCGCGAUCGGCACCAUAGUGCUACCGCCGUUUCUGCAAUACCUUUUGGACUGCUUUGGAUACAGAGGAGCGGUACUCAUCAUGGGCGCGAUCACGUUGAACACGCUGGUCUGCGGUCUCCUCUAUCAUCCGGUCGAGCAGCACAUGAAAAUCGUACCUCUGGACGAGGGCAUCGAUAACGAAGCUCUGACUCUCGACGAGUCUGUCGGCGGAAAAAUGGAAUCUGAAAAACUGGGAGGGGACGCGAAGUUCGGCAACGACGAACCGAUACGCAAGUUCUCGGAUCUUGUGCCUAACGUGGUGCUAGAGUCAACUAAUGAGAAAGUAUCCUGCAAGCCAGAGAAGAAACUGGAUUACAAGGCGAAUGACGCAAUCCCGAGGUUACGACAUGACGUCGUUAAGAACAAGGACUCGCGGAUACAGGAGGAGACUCCACGAGAGAAAUAUACUGCGAAAGCGAACGAGUUUUGCAUGACGAUUCGUCCAAGUCUUGCGAAGGAAGACGGCGAUGAUUUGAAUGGCGAUACGCAGAAUUUAUCGCGACGGGAUAGUGCCAUUAGAGAGAAGGACGAUAGGUCGCAAUUGGAUUCUUCGAAGGUGGAGGAGAACCCAAAGGAAGAUGAUAAGGUGCGCGUCGAGGAAGUCAGACGGGACGACGCGUGCUCGAGAUCGGUGAAGACAACGUCGGAGAAGCGCGAUGGCGUUUCCAAGAACGCACCCUUCUUCGAUCUGAGCGUGUUGAGAGAUCCCAUUUAUUUAGUGAUCCUCAUAUCCAAUACCACGUCGGCCAUUAGCAACACAAAUUUCAUGAUCCUGUUGCCGUCUUAUGCGAUCGCCGAGGGCUUCGACAAAAACUCGUCGGCUCUGCUCCUGUCCAUCGUCUCGGCGUUGGAUCUGGUCGGCAGGAUCGGCGGCGCGUCCUUAUCCGACAUCGAUUUUGUACCCAAGUAUUACUACUUUGUAUGCGGACUUGGUACCAGCGGGAUCGCUUUAGCAUUGCUACCGAUGGCGACCAGUUACACUAUGCUGUCAUUCUUCUGCGGUCUCUUCGGUCUGUCGUCGGGCAUGUAUAUCGGCAUCACGACGGUCAUCCUCGCGGACAUGUUGGGAACGGAGAAGCUCAGCUCGUCUUACGGGAUAUCGUUGUUCGUUAAUGGCGUGUUGCAGCUCGUCGGGCCACCCGUUUGCGGGGUCAUCUUUGAGAACGUGCUGUCGUACAAGCCGAUCUUCUUAGCCUUCGGAAUUAUCUUGAUUUUAGGUACCGCUCUCUGGGCGGUGGUGCCGCUCAUCAAUAGAAACAAAAAGAAGGACGUAGAAGCGAUAUAGGAUUAGCGUAGGUGCGAUCUAUAUGGCGCUUCGACCAAGGUUUCUCGACGAGUUAAACGAGCGUUUAAUAAAAGACUUUAUGUAUUAAAAUUGCGACAAUUAUAGGUUGUUAGAGUUUCAACAAUACUCUUAGAUACUUUUAAACUAGUGGGACAACGAACAUUUGAAUCGUUGCAUAUUUGAUACUUGUGUUUUUUUAAUUUGUGCUCUAUAGGACGAAAAUCUGGGAAAGCUCGUUUUUUUUUUUAAUAUUAGAUGUGACAUAUCGAGCUUUGUAUCCACGAAUUCAGCACGACAUAAUUGUAUACAAUUAUCUCCGCAGCAGAUAUUUAUUAUCACGAUAAGUAUUUUUCACGAUUCGUGCCAUUAUUGCUACAUAAGAUUAUGCUACAUAAAUUGUCAUGUAACAAAGGCUUGUAUAAACAGCUAUCAUUGGAGACAGAACAAUAUUUUUGUAUUUUAGUGAAACGUCGGUAAUAAAUUGUUGUAGAAGAUGAAAGGAAUAUCCAUUCGCAAAAACAUCCAUUAGAAGAAUAGACAUGUAUAUAUACUAAUAAAUUUUUUACUAUCCGAAAAAUAUUUUUAUCGAAUAUUUUCUUAAUUGUUUCUACGAGCCUUUCUGAAACGUGCACCCAUCAAGUUUUUAUUACUGCUUGAUUCGUAGCUUAUUAACAUAAGUUUAUUUUUUACAAAUAAUUUUUACUGCCAGUAACAAAAUAUCAUUGAGAGAGAGAGAAGUAUCUCUAUAAACUUAUCUCACGAAUAAAAAUACCUAAAACAUUAGAAAAUGACGUAGAUAAGAAUAUACAUAUGUAUUACAAGAGUUCCGUUAGACGACUUUGUGCCAAAGUGAUCAGGAAAGUUUCUAGUAGUUCGAAUCACAUUCAGUCAGAGACACUUAGUUAUUAAAUUAUAUAACGGCAAUGAAUAUAUUCGAUUAUAUUAAAUGUUGAAUAGUCAGAAAUAUAUAAUGAUAUAUACAUAUAAAACUACAAUAGUUAGAUUAUAAAAAUCAUAACAGUAGAAAAAUAAAUAUUUCUGAAUAUUCUUCAUGUAUUUGAAUCAACGUUUUUCUUUCUCUUUUUUUUAUUCAAUCUUUUUAUUUAAUUUACAUUGAAACAAUGGGAUAGUUGAAAAUAACUUCAAAACAGAGUUUGUAAACAACAUAGAGGAUGUCGGUGCCGUAAUAUACAGGAAAAUAAAAGAUAAAGACGCAUUUUGAAUGAAAUAAAUAAUAAAUAUCUUUUUCA
Molecule: messenger RNA, 5959 nt
Organism: Solenopsis invicta (red fire ant)
Lineage: Eukaryota; Metazoa; Arthropoda; Insecta; Hymenoptera; Formicidae
Product: monocarboxylate transporter 1
Exons: 5
Coding region: 2853-4709 (618 amino acids)
Biological process (GO): transmembrane transport; monocarboxylic acid transport
Molecular function (GO): monocarboxylic acid transmembrane transporter activity
Source: RefSeq, a predicted model, not a curated record